CAGGAUAUUUUUCGGGUAUGCGUCAUGUACUAUUGAUUUUCUGUGCAAUAAUUGCAACCGAAGCUCUUCUUAACACAGGUCUACAGCUGAAAAUUGAUGAAUUAUUCGACACCCCAGGUCACACAAAUAACUGGGCCGUUCUCGUAUGCACAUCGAAAUUUUGGUUCAACUAUCGUCAUGUCUCCAACGUUUUGGCUCUUUAUCACUCAAUCAAACGAUUAGGUAUUCCUGACAGUAAUAUUAUAAUGAUGCUGGCAGAAGACGUACCAUGUAAUUCAAGAAAUCCGCGGCCUGGAACGGUUUACGCCGCCAGAGCGGGAACAAAUCUUUACGGAAGUGACGUGGAAGUUGACUAUCGAGGAGAAGAAGUCACUGUUGAAAGCUUCAUCCGCGUUUUGACAGGACGUCAUCAUCCGGCGACACCUCGUUCAAAAAGACUGCUCACCGACCAUCAGAGCAAUGUUCUGAUUUAUCUCACUGGCCACGGAGGAGACAGUUUCAUGAAAUUCCAAGAUUCUGAAGAGCUCACCAACGUUGAUUUGGCGUAUGCUAUUCAAACGAUGUUCGAGGAUAACCGGUAUCACGAAAUGCUUGUAAUUGCUGAUAGUUGCCGAAGUGCUUCAAUGUAUGAAUGGAUUGAUUCACCAAAUGUACUGAGUCUUUCUAGCAGUUUGACACACGAAGAGAGCUAUUCUUACGAUGUGGAUACAGAUAUCGGAGUUUACGUUAUCGAUAGAUACACCCAUUACACUGUUAACUUCCUAACAAAAGAAGUGAAAGCAUUGAAUUCGUCUGCGAAUAUGCAAGAUUAUAUUGAUUCUUGUCCAGCUAGAAAAUGUCUAUCAAAUACAGGCGUUCGAAAAGAUCAUUAUCCGAAAGAUGUGAAACGAGUUCGCGUGACCGACUUCUUUGGAUCAUCAAGAAUAUUCCAACAUCUCAGCGAAGAAAUCGUGCUUGAUGACGAGUUCUGGGCUUGAUCCUAGUGGAUUAUAUACCGUAUAUCUUCUAUUAAUAUGGCCUCCCUAUUAGACUUGCACUCCCUAUUAGUAUUGCCCCUCGGAGAUCUUCCGAAAAUUAGUAUGGCACUCCCUAUUAGUCUUGCACUCCCUAAUAGCCUUGCGUUUACUCUUUUUUAUUGCAGGCCCGUCUUGUUAGCUUCAGGAUUUCAACGAAAAAAUUUGCCUAUUUUGCAACAGUUUUUCACAAAAUUUCUACGAGAUUGAAGUUUUUGAACUUAUAUGUUACAAUUAAAAUCAAAUUUUCUGAAUUUUUACAUAAGAUUCGAGCUUUUUCAGAAAAAAACUAGUAAGCUCAAAGUCAGAAAAAUGUUCUGAAAAUUAGUAUUGCACUCCCUAAUAGUCUUGCACUCCCUAUUAAUAUUGCAAGCGGGAAGGCCAUCGAAAAAUAGUAUUGCAGCCAUAUUAAUAGAAGAAAUACGGUAAUUUAUUUUGUCUACCCGACUUAAUUCGAUACUGGUCUAUAUUUUUAUUGUUUUACUUGUACUUUUUUCAUGAAAUUUUCAUAAAGUUUGUAUAGUAAUU
Messenger RNA from Caenorhabditis elegans, 1541 nucleotides. RefSeq names its product Putative GPI-anchor transamidase (gene pigk-1). Lineage: Eukaryota; Metazoa; Nematoda; Chromadorea; Rhabditida; Rhabditidae. The transcript is spliced from 7 exons. Gene Ontology annotation, biological process: proteolysis; attachment of GPI anchor to protein; GPI anchor biosynthetic process. Gene Ontology annotation, cellular component: GPI-anchor transamidase complex. The coding region runs from base 18 to 977 and encodes 319 amino acids. The record is from RefSeq and is marked reviewed. Gene Ontology annotation, molecular function: peptidase activity; GPI-anchor transamidase activity.